AUGUCUACAAACAAACCCACCAAGAGUUUUAUAGUCAUCGGAAUUGACUUUGGAACCACUAAGAUCUGGAGCCACGCAAUGGAUAACAUUGAGUCCAAGCUUGGGAAGGAGCUGGUGCAGAAUUCUGAAUUCCAAGUAGUGGUUACAUUACCCGCCAUCUGGCCUCCCUACGCACGGUAUCGUAUGGAGCAGGCUGUUGAAGUUUCCGGGAUUCGCAGUCCUAGACCCUGCGGUAACACUACCGUUUGCUUCAUCUCCGAGCCGCAAGCAGCAGCGCUGGCUAACAUGCAUGACUUUCGGGAUACGUCAACUGUGAAGGCAGGAGACACUAUGGUUAUUUGUGACGCUGGAGGUGGCACAGUCGAUCUCGUCAACGGUAUGGUUGAAUCUACCGAUCCAUUUGUCGUCGAAGAAUGGGUUGAAGGUGAAGGCGAGUUGUGUGGAGGCGUGUUUCUUGACGAAGAGUUCCUGGAGCUCAUCAAAGGAAAAGUCACCCUAGGCUCAUGGCCAAGCCUGCAGCGGUCCGACAUCCGGCAGGAAUCUGAAGCGAUGAAAGGCCAUUGGCCUUACAAGAUCGAGGCACUUAUCGGUCAUCAGAUCAAUGCUGUUCAAAAGAAAUGUCGCAGAACAACCAUUUACAUCGUCCUUGUUGGAGGAUUCGGUCGCAGUCCCUACCUCUUCAGCCGACUGAAGACGACAUUUAACGCGACGGUCCUACGAUCCAAAGGGGACAAACCCUGGACGGCAAUUUGCCGCGGUGCUGUCAUUUAUGGCAUCAAUGGCCACGGCCCUGAAGCGAGUCUUGGACCAGAGAUUGACACCCGAGUUGCUCUGAGAAGCUACGGAGUAUUGUCAGACACCCUAUUUCGACCAGACGAGCAUAUUGGAUGCGAGAAGUACUGGUCAGAGGAUGACCAAGUUUGGAAUGGUUCAUACGCGAGUUGCACUGAGUCUCCGCCGCCCAAGGUAUGGGAUUCAAGUAUGGAACCGCUGUGUGCGAUCCAAUGGACAGGCGACAUCAACAUCGAGUUGCUCCCAACGCAGACCACCCCUCUUGGGAAAGUCCUUCGCAAGGUUGUAUAUGUCAUCGAAAUGAAUUAUGAAGAUGGAUGGGCGGACUUCACUAUCUAUUCCCAGGGUAUGCGCGUUGGUGCCCACCAUGUCAAUGUCGAGUUACGUUAA
Fusarium graminearum PH-1 is the source of this 1182-nucleotide messenger RNA. RefSeq lists its product as uncharacterized. NCBI's taxonomy places the organism in Eukaryota, Fungi, Ascomycota, Sordariomycetes, Hypocreales, Nectriaceae. The transcript is spliced from 10 exons. The coding region runs from base 1 to 1182 and encodes 393 amino acids. The record is from RefSeq and is a predicted model, not a curated record.